Plasmodium relictum is the source of this 1548-nucleotide messenger RNA. Its product is annotated as conserved Plasmodium protein, unknown function. The transcript has a single exon. NCBI's taxonomy places the organism in Eukaryota, Apicomplexa, Aconoidasida, Haemosporida, Plasmodiidae. The record is from RefSeq and is a predicted model, not a curated record. Bases 1 to 1548 code for a protein of 515 amino acids.
AUGAAGAAAACAUGUGAAGUAUGUAAAAAUAAAAUAUUUAAUUAUGUUUGCCCAUCUUGUGAAAUAGUCUAUUGCAGUCUUGAAUGCUAUAAAAACCAUAAUUAUAAAUGUGUAAGUAAUUUUUUAGAAAAUCAAGUUAAUGAAAAUAUAAAAAAUAAUGAAAUAACUGAAUUUGAUAAAAAAGAAUUUAAGUUUAAGCUAAAAAAAUUUUAUGAAGAAAAUUCUCAAAAUGAUUUUUUAGAAUAUAAAAACACAAACAAAUGCAAAAAUAGUAAAGAAUUAAAAGAAAAAAAAAAAGAAUAUUACUAUGGGAAUAAUUAUAAAGAAAAUGAAUAUGAUGAAGAAGAAGAACAAGAUGAAGAUGAAGAAGAACAAGAUGAGGAUGAAGAAGAAGAACAAGAUGAGGAUGAAGAAGAAGAACAAGAUGAAGAUGAAGAAGAAGAACAAGAUGAAGAUGAAGAAGAACAAGGUGAGGAUGAAGAAGAAGAAGAACAAGAAGAACAAGAACAAGAUGAAGAUGAAGUAGAACAAGAUGAGGAUGAAGAAGAAGAGCAAGAACAAGAAGAAGAACAAGAUGAGGGUGAAGAAGAAAAACAAGAAGAGGAAGAAGAUAAUCAAGAAAAAGGAGGAGAAAGAAAAGAAAAAGAAAAUGAUGAUGAUAAUUGUAAUAAAAGAAAAAAAUAUGAAGGUAAUAAAAAUACAAAUAGUAAAAAUAAUAAAGUAAUAAAUAAUUCAAAUUAUAUGAAAAAAUGGUUCAUAAGUAAAAAAAGAUAUAAAGUAUUAACUGAAUUAGCACUAAAAGACGAAUUAAAAUUAGAGAAUUUAAAUAAAAUAGAAAAAAAACAAUUUUUUUCUUUUUUAAAAAAUAAUGAUGUGAGUCAGUAUUUAGAUAAAUAUGAACCAUGGUGGCUUAAUUGUGUUAUAAAAAAAAUGCAAAUUCCUGAUCAUAUAUGUUGUAAUAAAAAUGUGAAUAAAAAUGUUAUUUUUAUAAUUAUUGAGAUAUUAUAUUCUUAUUGUUAUUUACUACGUAUAUAUAACAAGUACAUUAGUAACAAAGAAUUCUGCUAUUCUUUACUUUAUUUAGCAAAUUCAUUAAAUAGGUUUUAUUUACCAGAAUCAAAUAUUUUAAAUACAAUUAGUAAUUUAUUUCAAAGAAUACUUGAAAAUGAUGAUUUAGCAAGAGAGAAAAAUGUAUUAUAUAAUGUUAUAACUGAUGUAACAAAAAUAUUAGAUUUAAAAGAAUUACUUCUUAGGUGCUUAUAUGAAACUAAAAAAUUUUUUAAAAAAGAAAUUGAAAAAAUUAAUACUAAGAAGGAUCAGCUAAGUAAUAAUUUAAAUAAUACAAAAAAACUUGCUGGAGCUUUGCAAGAACAAAAGCUUUUUAUAUAUGUUAAUAAAAAAAUAAAAUUUUUAUAUAGCUAUUCAAAUUAUCAUUAUGAAAAUUUCAAUGACAUAAAAAAUCAGUUAUCUAAAUUUUAUAAUGAACAAAAGAAUUUUGUCAAAUCAAAUGAUAAAAGAGAAAUUAUUUUAAGUAAAGAAACUAUCUAA